GUUUAUUUACUUUUACUUCCGUGAAUCUUUGUUGCGACUCCGUGGUAACGUCGUCAUAUUUUCACCUUAAAAGAGCACGCAGGUUGUUGCCUUACGCGAAUCAAAAAUACGUAAACAAUGAGAUGCGUCGCGAGUUGGCGUAAGCUCAGGUUUUAUCUAACACCUAAUGCAGCCUGCAAACCACAUGAGAUUUCGCGACCUUUUUAAGUUUAUUUUGUAAUACUUUUACACUGUGAUAUUCCAUGGCUGGUCUGAGUGAAAAGGCCACAAUAAGGCUGGUCCGUGUGCUGUUCGUCGUCUCCUGUGUCGUCAAUAUUGUUUUAAUAGGGGUGAUUGUGGGAAUGGCCCUAACCAGGCGCCAGCACUGCGAUAACACCCACGGACCAUUUCCCCCUCCCGUGACUUAUUUAUAUUGCGUUAAGCGUGACCAAGCGAUGCUGUGCACAGUCGUAGAAAGCGCAAGCAUGUGAAAUGUCACCAGAAUGUAAGCCCAGCUUGAUGUAAGCUCAGCUGGUCGAUUGGUCUUGCGAGGAAACGGGAACGGGACCAUGUCCUAAAUUGCACUUCAACGGAACUCGUAGAGCAGCCAAGCCCACGAAUAGGAGCGCAACAGCUCGAGAAGGCGCAGAUCCGACGGCGAUCUACUGGGGCCGUUUCGAACCCACCGCGACCGCAAUCCAAGCCAUUCCCUACAAGAACUUCCGUAUCCGCAUCUUCCAAGCGGCGGCGGCGGUCAACCCGAACCCACUGAACAGCCGUAACGAUCUGUAUUACUUCACUCCCGCGGUGAUCUUAAAUGCCUCAUCCGCCGUGCAUUCCAACAACAAGUUCGCUGGCAAGUACCAGGUAGAGUUCUCCAUCACCAUGUGGGAUGGCGACUACCUGGAUUUCAUCAAGAAAACUUUGAGUGCGCGACUCAACGUACCGAAUCCCAAACUGCGGAUCAUCCCGAUCGAGGAAGUGCGCAUCGACCUGGUGGGGACCAGACUGGCCCCCAGAAUACGAGAUCGAUAACAACUGGCGACCCUAUUCCAUGGCGCCCACGUCGGUCAGCUUCCGGAUCUUCUGCGCAACGAAGAACCUAUGCCUGGAUCUGAGGGAUGACAUCCAGAACUCGCCCCGCCACUUCGCCGCCGAUCUCGUCAUGUACUUCAACCUGCAGUCGAAAAGCAGCAGCGCCCGGAGACUCACGGUAAACGUCGAGCAUGUCCGCAGCGGGAAGUUGUUCACGGAGAUGCGGACGCGGUUCACCGGCACCACGGAUGUGUACCUGAACGGUGACGACGCCAAGCAACUCACGUCAGAAAUCGCGACGAACCUUGCUGGCGGCGGAGAUCUCCGACGCCGAGUUUGUCGAUCAGCAGAAUUCCCGAAACUGAUGCAGCUGAUCGAGACCGCGCUGGAGAUGACGACGGAGUCGACGAAGAACUUCGAUGCGCGACAGUGGGGUUCCGUGUUCUGGAAGGACGAGAACGCCCGUCCGGAUAAGGUGACGUACCGACUGAAUGAUGCGUAUUCAAAGUUGAGUACGGAGUCCAAACUAUUGAUUAAGGAAGCGUAUGAAAAGAAGGACGGCACGAAUACCUGCUUUAACCUAAAAGGAAAGUAUGAAAGCGGAAAAGGCGACGGAGGGGAUGACGGAGGAGAAGAGGAAGAUGGCGGGGACGAAGCGCGCCAAAGAGCGUAUCAGAACGCCAGUAUCCAAACUGGGGAGAAUUUGGACGACUCGUUUCAUGCAGUGCGACAGGCGAGCAACAAUUAUGAAGAUUGUGGAUGUCCUGCGAUUGACUGUGUAGGAAAUAAUUGCGAAACUGUCCCCAAGGUGCCACCGACGCCGCUGCCGACCACAACCCGCCGCACUACGACACCCACAACCACGCCCACACCUUCAACACGGGCUCCACGACCGACACGCGCUACGACGACACCGGAGAGCUCCGACGACGAUGAGGGAAUUCCGACGCAACCGAAGACCACACAGACUACGCGGAAACCGGUGACGACCACAACGGAGAAGCCGGAGAAAGAGAAGGACCAGGAGCGGGAUAUUUCCGGAUCGCUCGAGGGUUGCAUCUCCAAGUCGACGGAUGUCAAGGAUAAAAGCGCCAGGAGGAAUUUAAUCGCGCGUUCCAAGAGAGCAAGAAUUACUCGAGUUCCGCGGGGAGAAGUUCGAAGUGAAGACUAUGAACUUGCGGCGGAUUAACCUGGCCUCCUUGGUCAGUAAAACCAGUUUCGAAACCAGCUCCAUACGACUCUCAACGGCCAAUGUCGUCAUGAAGAAUAACAUCAAUGUCGACGACAGUAGUUCUGUAAUGGCUGUGACGGACACGCUAGCGGAAUCUGUUGGCUCAAUCGAUAACGGCAAAAGUGAUUUAGGAAAGGAUAUGCGAGAAGUGUAUUACGUGCGGGCUAAUAUCACUAAAGUUGGGUUCCACUACUCACAUGCCGUGCAUUUAUGUAAGAGUUUAAGUGCGCGAUUGGCCACUGCGGAAGAUAUGCGGUGGGCGUUUAUUAACGGCGGGGAUUGGUGUAAAACCGGGCACGUUGACGCUGGAGACGGGACGGUUGUGUCGAUGCAUCCCAGUCGCAGUUGCUCCUCAGUUGGUGGUGGUGGUGGGGAAGCUCAGGAAGAAGCGUAUGCUCCGGAGAUGUGCAUUGCGGAUGCGGUGAAAGUGAAGGCGGCACUUAUUCAUGAGACUCUCCCAGUAACGCGGACAGACGAAAAAAGUGAGAUUGGGUUUCUUAAUGGAGUGAAUUGCUAUGGGAUAAAGCCGGCGCAGGGAGACGAGGUGUAUUAUUCUGGGGUGCGUGUGUUCAUUGCGGAGUUCCAGAGAAGAAAGCAAUAUGCUCAGCCACUACCAAGCGCGUAGAUUGCAUUCUCUGAUAGUCACUGCAAUGUUUGCAGCGGCAGAAAUGUACAACGAAAUGUACUGGCGGAAUGUACGACGGGGCUUAUUUUUGCCCCCAGAGCUCGCCCAGAGGUUUUGAUCGACUAUAUUCAUGGAUGCAAAUACCCGCUUUCGUUGAAAAUAACACUUGUAUGCCUAUUUUGUACAAUAUGUAGUAUAUUCCUGUUCUUAGAAUCAAGUGUUAGGACUUCGCAAUCUCCAGCAACGCAGCUCAAUAAAAAAAUCCAACUGG
Molecule: messenger RNA, 3141 nt
Organism: Paramacrobiotus metropolitanus
Lineage: Eukaryota; Metazoa; Tardigrada; Eutardigrada; Parachela; Macrobiotidae
Exons: 5
Coding region: 1034-2203 (389 amino acids)
Source: RefSeq, a predicted model, not a curated record